Molecule: messenger RNA, 1845 nt
Organism: Cynoglossus semilaevis (tongue sole)
Lineage: Eukaryota; Metazoa; Chordata; Actinopteri; Pleuronectiformes; Cynoglossidae
Gene: eif4e1c
Product: eukaryotic translation initiation factor 4E family member 1c
Exons: 8
Coding region: 158-784 (208 amino acids)
Biological process (GO): translational initiation
Cellular component (GO): eukaryotic translation initiation factor 4F complex; cytoplasm
Molecular function (GO): RNA 7-methylguanosine cap binding; translation initiation factor activity
Source: RefSeq, a predicted model, not a curated record
CCGCUACCAAGUUUGAGAGAAAAUGUAAAGGAUGAAGUGGCAGGAAUACGACAUUCCAAAUGCAAAUUACCAUAAAACACCAAACCAACAAUAACUAGGACAGAGUGCUCGGGGAGUGACGCUGCAGCUGAACGAGCAGAAUACUUCUACUGUGAAGAUGGCGACAUCGGAGCCGAAAACACCUGAAACAGAAGAUCAACAGACUGAAGUGGUUGCAAAUCCUGAGCAGUACAUCAAGCACCCUUUGCAAAACAAAUGGGCCUUGUGGUAUUUCAAAAAUGACAAGAGCAAAAGCUGGACAGAGAACUUGCGUCUCAUUUCUAAGUUUGACACAGUGGAAGACUUUUGGGCAUUAUACAACCACAUACAGCAGCCAAGCAAACUUGGCUUUGGCUGUGAUUAUUGCUUAUUCAAGGACGGCAUAAAGCCAAUGUGGGAGGACGACAGGAACAAACUUGGAGGUCGAUGGUUGAUGACUCUCAACAAACAACAGAGGCACAACGACCUGGACCGUUACUGGAUGGAGACGCUCUUGUGUUUAGUCGGUGAGUCGUUCGACGAGGCGAGCGAAGACGUGUGCGGCGCCGUGGUCAACGUCAGACCUAAAGGCGACAAAAUAGCCAUCUGGACGAGCAACUGCCAAAACAGGGAAGCCAUUAUGACGAUAGGGCAACAGUAUAAAGAGCGCCUGAACAUCCCCAUCAAAGCCAUGAUUGGCUACCAGUCACAUGACGACACGUCCAGCAAGAGCGGAUCCACCACCAAGAACAUGUACUCGGUUUGAACAGCCCUCUGGAAAAAAAACAGCCCCCUUCACCUUGCUGUAGAUCUAAACAAUUACCAAUCCACAUCAUAACAUGAAUGUUUUUUUUUUGAGUUGUCAACUACUGUGGUGUCCAUUACUUUUUAUUGAGGAAAAAAAAGAGAAUGAAAUUGUUCUUAUUGUGUACAGUUGUGGACCCCGCCCUCCCCAAACACUGCAGUGGUUUUCAAAACAAAACAAGGAAGGAAACAUGGGAGAUGUUAUUCAUACACAUCAACUGCAGGAAACACAGUUUCUAUUUUAGAGUAAAAGUGUUAACAUUACCCGUGAUCUUCUCUGGCUUCGAUGAUAACAAGCCGUUUCUUUUGUUACGUAAUGAUGAAAGUGUUUGAGUUCAAUAGUUCCUCGCCUCACAGGAAAUUACACAAGCAACUAAUCUUUUCACGCAACAAAUUUUAAAGAGCAAAUUUUAACCUGAUUUAUCCAGAAGUGUUAAACUAUGGUUUGAACUUUUCAGACGUUUGAAGAAUCUACAGUAUCUCUCUAUAAAGUUUGUCAAAGCUGUGGUCGCACUCCAAAAGUGUAGUCUUUGGAUGCAGGCUGCUGUUUUGUUUUUUGUUUUUUUGUUUCAGCCAUGUACGAACUGUUGAAUAUUGGUAGUAGAACUAUUUGAAUUUUUUCUAUUUUCUUUUUCCCCUUCCCCUUACAUUUAUUUAUAAUGUAUGCAUUGCAGUUGAACAACUUAGUUAAAAUCAACUUUUUCUUUCUUCUCAUUUUUCUCGUAUCACAUAAUAGAGGUUAAUAAUAUGGACUACUGCAUAUGGGUGACUUAUUCCUUUUUUUUUUUUUACAUUGUACCAUAAAACAAUGAUGCUGACAGAUUUAGGUGUGCUUUUCACUGUUUUCUUCCUAAUUCAAACUGUAGAUAAAGGUCGCACUCCUCUCUUGGUUGAUGCGAUGCAGAUGAUAUUCAUUGUGAAAUGACUGCUCAUAAUGUAUCUUUAUUAUCUGUAAUUCCAGGAUGUAUAUUACCUUCUUUCGAGUAAAGGUUAAGUGCUUUGCAUUAAAAACUGAAGCCCUGU